Molecule: messenger RNA, 2277 nt
Organism: Adineta steineri
Lineage: Eukaryota; Metazoa; Rotifera; Eurotatoria; Adinetida; Adinetidae
Source: the annotation of a GenBank genome assembly
AUGAAUCCAAUACAUAAUCUGUUUCGAAGAGCAUCAUCUAAGGUCAACGUAAAGAAGACCAUAUCGCAAGUUCGUACAGUACUUAAUGGACGGACAGAAGAUGAACAAGUUAAACAUAUUUUGCGGACAUUGAAUAAUACAAUACAUAAAGCGGCACCAAUCAUUGAAUAUGUGAUUGAUGAUGUCUCAUCGAGAUUUUCAAAAACAAAAGAAUCUACAAUAAAUCCUUCAUUACGUAAUGGUACAUCUCCUCUAUACGUAGUAAAAACAAUAUUUGAUGAUGCUCCAACUGAAAAAGAAGUUAUUGGUGCUAUAUCAUUAAUCGUAUGGAGUUUGAUUGUUGUAGUAUCUUUAAAAUAUGCUAUAUUUAUAUUAAUGGCAGAUAAUCGUGGUGAAGGUGGUCCAUUUGCUUUAUGUAGUUUAUUGACAGGUCCAAUAAGUAAUCUUCGUUAUCGCACAAAACAAUUUGUUAGUGUUAUAUCAAUUAUUGCUGCUUGUUUAUUGAUAGGCGAUGGUGCUCUUACACCAGCCGUAUCAAUUCUAUCAGCAUUUGAAGGUUUAGUUGUUGCUAAACCAUCACUUGCACCAUGGACAGUACGAAUAUCUGUAAUCAUUAUAAUAAUUUUAUUUCUAUUUCAAAGAUGGGGUUCAUCACGUCUCGGAAUUUUUUUUGGACCAAUUAUGAUUUUAUGGUUUAUUUUAUUAGCAACAAUUGGUAUAUGGCGUAUAACAUAUAAACCUUCAAUAUUAAGAGCAUUUAAUCCAUGGGAAGCAUUACAUUAUUUAAUUCGAGAAGACAAGACAGGUUUCUAUCAAAUUGGUUCAAUAUUCUUAUCAGUUACUGGUUUAGAAGCAAUGUAUGCUGAUUUAGGACAUUUUGGACGAUGGCCUGUGAGAUUUUCAUGGUUUGCUGUGGUUUUUCCAGCUGUUUUACUUAAUUAUUUAGGACAAGGAGCAGUCAUUAUUUUAAAUCCAGCAUUUAUUGAUAAUCCUUUUUAUCAUGCAGUACCACAUUGGGCAUUAUGGCCUGUUCUUGUCUUUUCAGUUAUAGCAGCAACAAUAGCUUCGCAAGCAAUUAUUACUGGUUCAUUUUCAUUAGUUUCUCAAGCUAUUGCAAUAGGAUUUUGUGUACCAUUUCCUGUAAUUCAUACAUCUCGUUCAAUAAUUAGUCAUAUUUAUGUUCCAGCUAUUAAUUAUUUUCUUUUAGCAUUAACUCUUGCUGUAACAAUUGGAUUUCAAACAAGUGAUAACAUAACCGAUGCGUAUGGUGUAACAGUAUGUAGUGUUAUGGUUUUAACAACAAUUCUUUAUAUGAUGGUAAUGCGUUAUACUUGGUUGAAACCAAUUUGGCUUGUUGUAUUAUUUGGAAUAUUUUUAAUCAUUGAUUUAUAUACAUUUGCAGCAAUAUGUACUACUAAAAUUCCUUCAGGUGGUUGGGUUGCUAUUAUUAUUGCAUGUGGUAUUUUUAUAGUUUCAUUUAGUUGGUAUUAUGGAAAUAUUCGUCUUCAAUAUUAUCUAUCUCAACAUUGCAAAACAAAUUUAAUAGAAAAUUUACCAGCUCGGUUUGGUGGUCUUCAAGAUUCUUAUCAUGCAGCAAAUAAUAUUGAUAAUGAAACAGAAUUCAAUGAAAGUCCAGACGACGAUGAUGAUGAUGAUGAUGAUGAUGAAGAAGAUCAAAGAAAAAGCAAACGAUUAAAUAAUAAUUCAAAAACAAUUUCAGUUUCUACUAUAGAGAAUCAGUCUAGUGUGGUAUCAAUAGAAAAUAUCGAAGAAAAUCGUUUAAUCGAACCUGAUGUAACAAUAACUCCAGGUGUUGGUUGUUUUUUAACAACAUCAAAAAAAUAUACGCCAUAUGUGUUCGAAAAUUUUCUUUGUCGAAUGCAUGCUCAUCAAGAAAUAUUAGUAUUUCUUAAACUUGAUUGUGCACGAAUGCCAAGUGUUGAUGAUGAUCAACGAUUGAUUAUUCGAGCUUAUGGAAAAAAUAUUUAUCAUAUUUCAGCUAUAUUUGGUUAUACAGAAACAAAUAUUAAUCUUUUUAAUAUACUUCAUUUAGCAAGACAAUAUUAUGAUGUUCCUAUAUCAGCUAAUGAAUCAUCAAUGACAUUUUAUCUUCCUGAUGAAACUAUACAUGUUAAUACACACGGAUGGAAAACUUGGUUAAGACGAUGGCCUUUAUAUGCUUAUUCGAUUUUAAAAACUUUAUAUCCCGGUAUGCCAUUAAAUUUUAAAGCAAUGCCACAAAAUACAAUUAAAGUUGGAACACUUGCUGAUUUGUAA